AUGGAUUUAAAUUCAAAUGCAAAUCCCAAUCCAAACCAGACAUCAAAUGCUGAGAUUGAUUCAAAUCCACUUGAUUUAAUUCCUUCUUGUAGUUCUCAAUCUAUUCCAACCGAUUCAAGCUUCAAUAUAAACUUUCAACCUAAUCCAAUCGACAAACCUAUCACAUCUACCACAAUGUCAACUAAUAUCAAUCCAGCUCAAUCAACUUCAGAUUACAAUUUCAUUUUACCUAAUUCAUUUUAUCCGUCAUGUUCUUCACCAAGAACAUCAACCACAACAACAGGUAGUAGUAGUAGUAGUUGUACAUCAAACUUGUUACCAUCCACUUCAUCAAAUCUGAUUGAAAAUUCGACCAAUUUGAUGUAUGAGAAUUGUAAGAGUUUGAUGAAUGGACAUCUAAACCCAUUAGAUUUAGAACCAUUAUCAACUUUUCAUCAUCAAACUAAUCAUCAACACUCCAAUCCUAUUAAUCAUUCAAAUGAGUUUUUUGAAUUUAAUUCUAAUCAUAAUAAUUUGAAUUUAUUAAAUGAUUCUUCUAUACCUCGUCAAGUUCAUUCAAACUUAUUAAUGAAUUAUCCGAAUGAGUUUUAUAAUAUUGAUCAAGAUGGAAAUUCAGCAAGUCUUACGAAUCUUAGUUUUUUAAAUGCAAGUUGUUUUGAUCCAUUGAUGAGUACUAACAACAAUGAAGAAAAUCAACAAACCCCAAGCACGAUGAAUUUCUUGAACACCGAUCCACUUUCACCUAUUGUAGAAGAAGGUCUCAUGAUGAGUCCGAAUGGAGUUGGCACUGGAACAGAUUGGACUUCGUUUGCUGUGAAUGCUGGUGGUGGUAGUAGUUCGCCAGUUUCGAUUGAUGAACAAUUCUUAGCACCACAACAAACGCCUGAGAGUAGAGGAUCGAUUUAUUUUUUUUCAUCUAGUCCUUCACAGAGACAAGAAAAUGGUGAUGAAGCAGAUGAUCCAUCGUUUUAUUCGAAUGUUUCAAAUCCAACCAAUCAUCCAACUCAUGAUUUCUUAAGACUUUCAAGUUCAUCUGAUCCGAUUCCGACUCAUGAAAUAAAUCCUCAUCAUUCACAAGAAAGUAUUAAUCCGAUCGAGUUACAUUCUUCUUCGAUCCAUUCGACUAAUUUAGAUCCUGGAAUGUUUUCUAACCAUCAUCCUCAUCCUCAUGCUGCACAUCAAUUCUUGAAUAAUUCAUUAAAUCGAAAUUGGUGGGAAGAAAACCAAUGUCCAUCUUCACCUUCACAAAUCGGAAUCACCACUCAACCAGAUUCAUCAAGUAGUAGUCAUCAUAGUAGAUUACAAUCAACAAGAAAAUCCAAAGGAUCAAACGAGAAAAGAGAUCGAACGAGUCUCGAAGGUUUAGAAGACAAACGAAUGAUGAAACGAAUCAGAUUCCAUGAUAGUUCAAGCGAAGAUCAUCAUAAACCGAUGAAAUCAUAUGAAAUGAAACCAGAAGAAAUGGAUUUCGAAAUGAUGCCUACGAAACGAUCGAGAGGUAGAAGACCACCUGUUUCACCUGAAGUCGGUUUACCCAUGUUGAUCGAUGGAAAUUUAGAUUUGAAAAAGUUGGGCAUGCAAGCUGUACCGGGUGGUCAAGCUUUUGAUCCUAGUUUGAAUCCUAAUUCAGAUGUGGUGAAGUUUUGUGAAUUAACAAAGACUGGGAAACCUAAGAAGAUCUUUGUUUGUCAAGUUAGAGGUUGUGGGAAAUGUUUUAAGGGUUUUGUGAUGAGUAUUCAUACGAAUCAUAAACCAUAUAAAUGUCCAUGGUUCACUUGUCAAAAAUCAUUUUCAAGACACGAUAAUCUAAAUCAACAUUUAAGGGUUCAUAGAUUAGAAGAAGGAGGUGAAAGGUUAAAUGGAUUACAUGUUUCUUCGGAUGGAAUGAUUCGAUCGGAUUUAGGUGAAGUUCAACUUGAUCCUAUCGAACUUGGUUUAAAGAAUGUAGAGAUUGAGAUUUGUUCGAUUGGGUUUUGA
This is a messenger RNA of Melampsora larici-populina 98AG31, 1977 nucleotides long. RefSeq lists its product as uncharacterized. The transcript has 5 exons. The record is from RefSeq and is a predicted model, not a curated record. The coding region runs from base 1 to 1977 and encodes 658 amino acids. Lineage: Eukaryota; Fungi; Basidiomycota; Pucciniomycetes; Pucciniales; Melampsoraceae.